Molecule: messenger RNA, 1571 nt
Organism: Nezara viridula (southern green stink bug)
Lineage: Eukaryota; Metazoa; Arthropoda; Insecta; Hemiptera; Pentatomidae
Source: the annotation of a GenBank genome assembly
AUGUCCGUAUCCCCAGGAUGGGGAGUGAGAGUUGAAGUUCCCUAUUACCAGGCAGUCAUCUUUGGGAUUAUCAUGGCAUGCAGCGACAACUCUUCAGCAUUCCAGUGCAAGAUGCGUAUUGAUUCGUCUGAAUGCGUAUUAAUGCGUCUGUAUACCAGCCAUAUUCCUAUUGUCCCCAGUCCUGGCUCUACAACAUGGGAGGGAGGUUAUGACCAUUUGCAUGAAGCGGCCCCUUCCAAUUGGGACCGUGUACUCUCGAGCUCUGCGAGAAAACACAAGAGAAACACCUUGACCCAGCUGACCUCUACCAUGCUCGUCUCCAUGCCAGUAUCACUUCUUGCUACCAGGGAUAUUUAUCGACUUCCCGGUCUAGAUCUGCCAUGUUCAGUCGAAAGCAGAGUCACCUUGAGCAGGAGCGGUUCUUCACCGCGCACGAAUGGUUUUGGCAGUAGCGGCAUGGACGGAGGUGUACAGAAUGUAAAUAAAGAUAGAAGCCGUGAUAGAGACAGAUGGGGAGAUAUUUAUGCAAAUAUGCCUGUAAAAAAAAUGAUUGCCAUGUAUGAUUAUGAUCCACAAGAACUUUCUCCAAAUGUAGAUGCUGAGGUGGAAUUGUCCUUCCAAACUGGCAAUGUUAUUUAUGUUUAUGGUGAAAUGGAUGAUGAUGGAUUCUAUAUGGGUGAGCUGGAUGGAGUAAGAGGACUAGUACCUUCCAACUUCCUGACAGAAGCUGAGCCUGGUAAGAGAAAUACCAGACAAGGAGAUCGAGGCCACGGACCUGGAGCUAGAGGUCCUCCACCACCACCACGGCCUGAACCUCGAUCAGAUCGGAGAAAAGCUUCACAGAAAUCAUACAAUUCAGAGGGACUUGCAGACAAAUUGAAUUUGGCAACACUGAGAGAAGAAGCUAUGGUUCAUAGACUUUUAGGUGGUCCAGAAAUGAAGCCACAAAAGCAUAAUGUUCUUCGUAUUUAUCUGUGCAGUUUGAAUGAUUCCUUCAGGUGUAACUUUGGAGCUCUUAAUCAACUAACUAUUUGUGAUGCGGUGGAGGUGUUAAUUACAAAAGAAACUAGAAGCAUUUUCAAAGAACAUGAUAUUCAGAUUGCAGAAGACACAGAUGAUCCUAAAGAAAUACUGUUGCUGAUUGGUGCUGAUGUGGCUGGUAAGCUGUUGACUGGAGCGGUUAAAUCUUUAGGAGACCUAGUUUCUAUUGGAACUAGACUUGGUUGGUUUUGGGAAAAUUGAUGCAAGCCUCCUCUGCACAAAAUAGUUUCACCACCAGAACUUUAGGCGCCGGAGACAAGUUUAUAUCCAAAUUGGUACAAUUGGAUCUGGAUCUGGAUUGGUACAAGAGAAUCUCGAUUGGUUUUUAUGAAAAGAGCAGAAUCCAGCAGAUCUCCCAUAUCACAGAUGUGCGACCACCAAAUUAGUUCAAAAGAGAUGGUGGAAGGUACUGAUCAGACUACAACAGUCUGAAGAUAAUGGGCCUCCUUUUUAGACCUAUGAAAAAUUAUACCGUCUUGAAAUGGCUGGAUAAGAGAUGCCAGUAGAAAGAACUAGUGAAAUUAGCAAAG